AUUCAAACUACCGUAGUUUCAGUUUGGUCGCGGUGCUUUUUUCUAAACGUUUCGAAAAUGACCUAUCCAUGAAUCUGCUUUGUCGUUAAUACACAUAUAGUUUAUUUGAUUUGCCGUUGACCCAUCGUUUUACCUACAGCUGCUUACGACGACGGUCUUCCUUAUUUUAACCAAGUAUACGGUUAGAUACCUACCACUUUGGAAACGCCUGAAAGCAAAACAACAUCACUCGCUAUGGAAUUGUUGUAAGUGAUUUUGUUUGAUUAAUGAUAUUUUAAAGUAAAGACACUAAUUUAUGAUACCGGUAUGGUAUUUAUCACUUUAUUAUGACGAAUACCACUAGAAAGUACCAUAGGCAUAAAUUGGGGAUCUUAGAGAGUUUAGCCCCCCAAAAAGUUUGUAUAGCCUCCUAAAAAUUUUGAAAUUUUAAUAAACUAUAAGGUCUUGUGUUAGUAAAAUUACUGUUAUCAGUCGGACAGCCGAUUUUGUAAUGCAAUAAAAUUAGAAUGAUUAAGCUAGGUUAGUAUUUUAUAACGUCAACAACGAUAACAGUACACGACGCGCGACGUAUGUGUUUUUUCUUCUAUUAUUAUCGCUAUUACUAUAGAAAAAUCACUGUUUUAAAUUUAUAUAAAAACCUAAUGUAAAUAACAAACUGAUUGAGUACUACGGCGGUGAACGGUAAAUUGUAAACAUCGAAUAUUGAUCAGUUAAGUCAGUUUAGAUGUUAUGACGAACAGCCAACGACUUAUUUUCUUUAACAUUUCCAAUUAGUUCCUCCACGUGUGAGAGAAGCAUCUCAGCUAUGUGUCUGAUAAAAACAUGACUCCGAUCGUCUUUAGAUUCAUUCAGAUGUCUAUCUUGUAUAUAGAAAAAAGUGAUACCAAAAAUAUUAAUAAAGAGAUCAUUCUUAAACAAUUUGCUGAUGAAAAUAAGUAUAUAAUGUUAAAUUAACAUCAAGAAAAUGUUAUUAAUAGUUAAAUUAAAAUUUGUUUCGUUUGUUUAACAAAUAAUUUUGAAGUAUUUAUGUGCAUGGUUUACAAUAAAAUUGAUAAAUUUAUGUGUAGGGGUGCGGAGGGGCGAAACCGCCUGCGAGCUUGUUAUAUAUUUAUAAUUUCAGCCUUCCCUUUUAACAAUCCAAAUUUACGCCUAUGUAUGUAGGUAUAAAUUACAUUAAUUAAAAUCUUAAAUCGUACCUACAUUUUAAGUACUAUCAUGUCUAGACCUACCUAAUUAUAAUUAUAUAGAUUAAACAUGGCUGUGAAGAUAAUCAGUGAAAAAAGUAGGUAUCUGGGUAGACAUAAUAUGAUAAUAAUAAAAAAAAAAGUACUUAAAUAUAAUUCACUGUUGCGUUAUUUGAUAGAAAAGAAAAUAACUUUUUAAGUUCGAAGUAUGUAAGAUGGAAGUUGUAUUUUUGAAUUUGUAUAAAUUUUAGAAUGUAUUACAUUGCUUAAUGAGAUAUUCACUAGUUUCAUAAUGUAGAUCUUGGACAUUAUUAGGAAGAUCUACGUAUACAAUAAUUUUUAAAUACCCCCAUAAAAAGAAAUCAAGCGUAUAUCUUAACAGUCUACAGACAGGUAUUUCACAAUAUCAGAAAUUUUAUUUCGAUAUUCUAGUAUAAGUUGAACAUAGUGAAAAUUUUGUUAAUUACAGAUUAUUUGUAAAUAUUAAAUUUCAACAUACUUUGGCAAUUUUGUAAUUAAGAAAAAACUUUUUAUACAAAAAUUGUUUUAAAAAAAAUACUCUCCCCAAAUCUGUAGAAAAAAAAAUGGUGUUGCCAUUUAAAAAAAAGUAAGUAGUAUUGUAAAUUAAUAUUGUGUACUCCAGAUUCCAGAAUAUCAAGAUUUUCCCAGGGAUUACAAAGUUUAACUAUAAGUUUUUUUGUAAGAUUACCAAAGAGUUCCAUGAUUACUAAACAUUUGUAUACUGAUUUACCCUCGGUGUAAACCUAUGAAUAAAAAUUCUAGUAUCAUAUUAAUGGGACUUUUGGCAUUAAUGUUUUAUGUUUGGGAGUUAAAAAAAAAUGUAUGCAUAUAACAGUACUAACAAAACAAAAAAAUGUAAUGCUAGCAAUUGUAGUUGCUAUAACAAUAUAACAAAUUCCCUUUGUGAAGAUAUGUAUGCAGGAAACUAAGCAAUGAUAGUUUCCCUAACAACUUAUUAUAUUGUGUGGUGAAAACUAAUAGUGUAAUAUGUUCUUAAAUACACAUUCAAACAUUUUGAUGUCGAACAUUUACAAACAUCUAAUUAUAUUUCUUAAUUCUCGUAUCAUAUACCAUUAUUUUCAACUACCUGUUGAUAUAAAUAAAUAAACCUCAAGAUCAGGACAUAAGAUCAGUAAUAUGUUUUAUGGCUUGCCAUAAGACAUAUUAAUAAUCUUAUGUUUUUGUUUUUAAUGCUUAAUCCAUUGGUAUAAUCAAAACUUACCUGUUAUAUUUAUUGGUGUGUAAACCACUAGUCAAUUUUUUGUACACCAGACUUCCUGUGAAGUAUACUUCCAUAUAAUUCCAAGUAAAAACUUCUGUCUGUAUACUUAUUUGUAUUUCUUUUAACUUCUCUAUGUUUCUACCUUGGUUCAUACAUACUUCCAUGGACUUUCUUUUUAAUUACUUUCCCUGUAUUCUCAUAUAUUUUCUAAUAUUACUUUCUUAUACCAACAUUUUUGUAUAUUAAUACAUAUUAAGAUUCUAUACAAAAUAUUUAAUUGUAUUAAUGUGGUCUAUGGUGUUGGUACUAUCAUAUUUGUUUGAAUGACUGAUAUUGUACAUACAUCAUGAUCUCAAAAUUAAUAAAGUGGAUUCUGGGUCAUGAUCAUAGAUAAUAUAAUUUUACAUAUACCUAUAUUAUAUUUUUAUAUUAUCUAUGGUUACAAUAGAUUUUUGGGGAUAAAUAUAGGGUAUGGUACUAGACAAAUUGAAAAAGUGCAGUCUAUCUAUAUGUAGUAGGCACCUAUAUCAUAAUAUGAUUAGUAUUAUAUAUAAUUUAAAAUUAAUAAAAUUCAGUGAAAAUCUAAGAGGUAAAAUCAAAUAGAUAUUUAUUAUGGGAUUAUUUGUUAUUACACAUAGGUACAACAUGUUCAUAAAUAACCUAACAAAUAGUAUAUUAUCUGAUUUGAAUUUAAGAAAUAUAAAAUUUUAUUUUAAAACUAGGUAGUUUACACAUUUAUGUAUGAUUUAUGAUGUAUGUCAAGUAUUUAGUUUCACAACAAAUUUAAAUACUUGACAAAAAUUCAUAAAAAUUCAAAACGUAUCAUUAAUCCCUUUUAUAUAGGUAGUUUCAUUUGAUAACAGUCAAAUUACAAUUUUAACAACAAAUAAAUAUUUCAAAUUUUUAACAUUACUGAAUAAGAAAGCAGAACAAUUUAAUAUGAAUGUUAUAUAAAUAUGGGUAGAAUACUUUAAAUAAUAUUUUAAUUGUUUGUACAUUUUAUUAUUAUUGAGCUUCUCUAAUAUUUUUAUUUCAAAUAGACCCAUUGAAUGUUAAUAAAGUUUAAUAUAAUAUAUACUUUCUUUAUUUUAAAAAGUACUUUGUUUUGAUAUUUUUUCAGUAGUUAAUCCGAGGAUAAAAUUGUUUGGCCAAACAGAAAUGCUUGAAAAUUAAACAGGAGGUUCAUUAUAUGCUGUGAAUAGUGAAAUAAAAGAAAAUUAGUGUAAUGUAGAUAUUUAUAAGUAUUUUAUAUCAAAUUUUCAUCGCCGAACAUCGUUCAGAAUCGUUUUUCAUUAUCAAUGUUUAAUCGCUGUAUACAGAUGUACAUUAAAUUCUCUGUGAUAUCCUACCUUACAAACUUUUCACCCAUCUACAACAGUGGCCGACCCAAUUGGUGCAAAGUUUGUCUGUCUUUGAAACAUGAGACGCUGGAAUUUGUAGUUUAGUUACCAAGCGAUUUUUUUAAUAAAACUAUGUGAAUCAACAUUUUAAAAAUUAUGGUGCAAACGAAAAUUGGGGCUGAUUAUUAAUUUUGAAGUUAUGGUCAUUUGAAAUUUGUCGUUUUUUUGGAUAUUAUGUCAUAAUAUAUAAUGUAAAAACCCAGGUUUUUUUUCGAUUAAAACAGUAAUAAACUUGUUUGAAUAAUUUCAAAGUAUUUAUGGAGUACCAAUCAAAAUAUUGAACAAAAAGUUAAAAAAAUAGAAAUCGAAAUAGUGAUUGGUACUGGGGAGUUUUGGAAUGGUAACAGGUACGCAUAUUGAGUAUUUAAUGUAACCACCCAUACUAUCCAUAAAAACGACAAAUUUGUCAAAUUACCAUAUCUUCGAAAUUAAUGAUUCACACUAUUUUUUGUUUAUGCAAUAAUUUUUAAAACAUUGUUUUAAAUAAUUUAAAAAAAAAAAAAAUAUCUAAAAAAAUUACUUGGUAGCUAAACUGCAAUUACAUGUUGGGUACUUAUUUAUUUGCUUUAUAUUUUUUGUAAAUAUUUUUACAUAAAUAAAUAAAUGAAUAUAUAGAUAAAUGUCUACUCGUAUUUCCAUAUACCUCCGAGAACUUUAUGCUUCCUUGUCCUUCCUUGUACUUCUAUGUAAUUCAUUACACUUCUAAAUAUUUUCUUGUAUUUUUAUGAAGAUUGUAAACCAAUAUUUAUUUAGGAUUAAUCAUGGAAAAUACAAUUUCUGGAAUUAAUCAACAAUGUGUUUGAAACUGUUUGUGUUUUGUUGUUUUGUAAUCAUUAUUAACGAGAUUAUUAAAAAAGUUACCGGGAUAUGACUAUACAGCCCUCUCUUACAAAGCGGCUGCCACCUUAUCUACCUUAGUAUUUCCAACCUGAUGAUGCUGUAAAAUGGAUAUUAACCUAAUGUAAUCAUUAUUAACGAGAUUAUUAAAAAAGUUACUGGGAUAUGACUAUACAGCCCUCUCUUACAAAGCGGCUGCCAUCUUAUCUACCUUAGUAUAUCCAACCUGAUGAUGCUGUAAAAUGGAUAUUGACCUAAAGCUAAAUCUUGCUACACUAGGAUCUCGGAGACUUGAAUAAACUAAAAAUAAAACCUGAUGCAAAAUUACGAAACUUCUAUUAAGGCAUCAAGGUAUCAAGGAAAAAAUGUUUUAAAGUUUUUCCCGGUAACUUCCUAAUGAAGUCCUAAUGAAAUGACUUUUUUCCAUUUUUACACAAGAAAACACUUUGAAAAAAAAGAAGAUAGUAUGCUAAACUAGAAUUAUGUCUCAAAAGUAUAAAAUUGAAAAAAAAAAAACAAAAAAAACUGCAGAAUAAUUAAAUGUGUAUAAAAUAUAAAAUUUAUUGAAAAAAGUUGUCAUGGAUUGUAUGUUAUCACUAAAGAUCAAGUUUCACUACAGUUUAUUUUUUCAUCACAUUUAAUUUUUUCUAUUACAUUAUUUUUUCUAUUUUUCGUAAAAUUAGUUAACACUAUUAUUUUUUUUUUUUCACUCGUAAGGUCUUAUAAUACCUACCAUACACGCUGUGGUUUACCUGAGAGGUCUACCUGCACAGAGUUUUUUAAAUCUGCACUGGCAACCAGCAUAAAAUCGAAAAUCAAUUUUUUCUAGUAUACUGGAACGUCUCCACACACGCUGGUUGACCUGCACAGCGAACUUGAACAGGUAAUUUCUCUGGUAGACUGUAGCAUGUGUGGCCUGCAACAAAAUUACCGAAAUAAUUUGUAAAUUCACACUGAGUGCUUUCACUAGUUGGUUCUUUCCUUGAAUAAUUCAAGUCACUACUCUAUUAAAAAAUAAAAUAUCAUGCAUUUUGCUUAUUGUACCAUUAUUUGUAGAUUAUAUAAUUUUCUAAAUUAAAAUUCACUUCUGUUUCUUAUAGUUUAUAUCAUAAAUUAGUAUUCACUUUUGAUUUUUAAGUGGAAACCUCCCUCUAAUUUUUAAAUUCGUAUUGAGAAAAUUUUCCGGAUGAUUAGAAAAAAAAAACUUAGCAUGAUGGGUGGGCUACUGUUGUAGAUGAGUAAUUGGGAAGAUAGGAUAUAGAGAGAAAUUUAAUUUAUUUUUGUGUGCAAUGAUAAAUCAGUGCCAUUGAAAAAAGAUUCUGAGAGGAGUUUCAAAAUUUUGUAUUAAAAUUCUUAUAAAAAAAAAAGUACGAAAUAAAACUCAACCUUUUCUUUUUGACCAUUAAGUACAACUUAUAAUAAAUCUAUUAAAUUUUCAAGCAUUUCUGUUCCAAAAAUUUUAUCCACAUAGUACCUACCGAAUAAAAUUUCUAUAAAUAUCCUAAAAAUAUCUCAAAUGUUUUGAAAAUUUCACAGCCUCUAAAAAGGCAAAUAUAAGUUUUCUAUUCAAAUCUCAAGUUGCUACGAAGAUUUUGAACUGAAUUACAACAAAAAAAUAAAUUGAAAAUAAUAAAAUCAUCAUUUUCAUAAAAUUUUGUUUUUCAUACCUUUUUUUCGAAUUAUUUUGAAAACUGUUUAGAAAAUAAAAAAAUAAAUGCCUUUAAAAGUACCACCCUAGGAGAAUUUCUUGUCAGAAAUUGUGCUACACUUGAAAGUUGGAGUAAGAAUUUUUUUCAUAGUAUAAAAAUAUAAUAAUAAAAAUACAAAGAAACAUUGUAAUACCAAUACAUUCCUCGCUUAUAACUUAUACUACUUAAUAACUCAUAAAUUUUAAGUCUGCAUCACUAGAUUUUUUGAGUGUUAAAUGAUCUUCAAACUUCUAAAAAUUAACAUUGAUUUUAAUUUAAUAUUAGUUACAGAUAUCAACAUUUAUAAUAAAAUGUUUUCUAUUUUAUAUGUAUCUUUAAAUGUGGGGUUCCAAUUAAAAAAAAAGUGUUAAAAUAAACCUUACACAAUUUAAUAGAGAUUCACCAAAAAAACUGAAUUCACUUACCACUUCCUACUAGGAACAAUUGUUUUUAUUUAUUUAUUUAUUUUUUAAAUUAAAGUUUAUUGUUUAAUAUAGGCAUUUAGCUCCAGACACAUUUGACUACCAUUGUCCUUACAAUCCAGCACACACUAUGCCACAAAAGACUUUAAUCAAGCAUUUGAUAAGGUGUCCAGAUAAACCGCCUAACUUCAGGAAUUGUACAUACAACAUAUCACAUGUCAUGCAUGAAUCUGAACUAGCAGUAAAAUUUUAAUUAUUAUUAUUACUAUACAUCUAUUACAUAGUAAUAUUUACUAUAUACGUAAAUACUGAAGUUAUUUAUAAUAGGUUCUAAUUGAAAUUGUAUAAUCAUGUUAUUUUAGGAUCAUGAAGAAAACUGUCCUAAUAGAAUAUUAUUUGAUACAAUUUUGUACGAAUCAGAAGAUAUGAAGCGUCCAGUGCCUGUUAUAGACCACAUACCAGCCAUGGAUUAUAGUAAAGAAGAAUCCUGGGAAGGUGUAAGUAAUUAUUUAAAAAUAAAUAGGAUUACAAUUUUUAUUUUUCAACUAUAUCUAUUGUUCCUUAACCCUAGAGCACAUGACUUUUAGAAUUUUGUUCAUUGUUAUUAAUAUACUGUCUGAUAAAUGGUGUGUGUGUGUAUGUAUGUAACAUAUACUGUAACAUUGAAAACUUUUAAUUUUAUGAAAACUCAAUUAUUGUUAGUUGCCACUAGUUAUAUUAGAUAAAUUUAUAUGAAAGUUUCAUUUGUUUAUAUUAUCAAUAAAAUUGUUUGACAAUUUUUAUUCUUUUAAGAGCAUUAUUUAUUUAAAAUAAUGAUUAAUAAACAUUUAUCAUUUAUCAUUUAAUGUUUUAAUUAAUGCGCAUGGAUUAUCCUAAAUAUUUUUGAUGCAUGUAAUUUAUGGUUAAAAUAAUUUUUGUAUGGUAAAAUAAUUAGAGAACAUAUUAAUUUUUUCUCCAUUUGCAUAUAUAUAAAGAAGUGUACAUUUUAUUUUGAUGAAGUUUUAUGUAGAUAUUAAAUGUGUUUCAAUAAAAACAACUUAAAUAUUUUUAAUUUUUAGAUGGAACAGUCCUCUGAUGUAUUAAAGGACAUUUCCAAAGCAACAGUUUCAAUGAAAGCUAUACAUGGUUCUACUAGAUCUGAGCGUAAAAAAUAUCGUAAUCUUUUACAUAUUUCACACAAUAAUACCAAUAAUGUGAGUAUACACUCAAAGACAAUUAAUAUGAAAUUAAUUAAUUUCUCUAUUGAAAUAUGAAGUUAUAUGAAGGGCUCUGUGCUAAAUCAAGACAGAGAAUUGGAGGUAUAAGAUAUGAGUGUUAAUGGGAAAAAGAAUUCUGAAUUCAUAUAUGUAAUAUGUAUAAUUUGAGGAUAUGUAUGAAAGUUUAUAUACUAGUGUGAGAAGUUAAGGUAAAAUGGUAAAUGAUGUUUGUUAAUGAUACAGUGUUGAUAGGAGAAUAUCUAGAAGAAGUUGAAAAUAGGCUUGAGAAAUGAAGAGUAGCUCGAAGGAAAGAGACAUAGGCCAGUUCUUAUAAUGUCUAUUUAGGUUAGGGCUAUAUCCUACUUUCUCAAAUUCUUACUUUUUAUAGUCAUUUUGUAGUAUAAUAAUUAAAUAGGCUAAAUAUAUUUUCUUUAUUAAUAUUUGUUUCAUAUUGUACCGAUUUUCCCAAUUUUCCUAGGCUUCUAGUUUUUCCCAUGUUUUAUCCAGGUUUAUCACAUUUGCCUGGAAAAAUCUUGGGAAAAUCAAAAAAUGACCUCUUUAAUAUACAUCCCCACAUGUUAUUCUUUUAGAAAAGGUGCUACACUUAGAAAUCUGAGAAAUUCUUUUGGUAGAAAAUUUGCUCACAAAUCAUCUUUGUAAAAUCAUAAGUUUCUUCGCUCCACUCAGAAUCUAAAAUUCGAAGAUUUUGAUGUAUAAACUUUUUAUUUUCAUUAAUUAAUUUUUAAUAAUUUUUUAAAGUUUAGAGAAAAGAAAUGUAUAGUCAAUCAAUCAUAAUAAUAAUAAUCAAUUAGAGAAUUGGAUUACAACCUACUGCAUAAUUAUAGGUACUUUUCAUUUAACUUAAAAAAAUUUAUUAAAAAUCACGAAUUUAUUGAAAAUAAUGUUUUAUACAAGUUGAUACAUCAAAAUUUUUAGAAAAAUAAACUAUAAGCCAUGUUCUAAUUUUUCAAAAAUAAUAAAAUAAAGUUAAUUAUAAGUUUUUUAUCAAAGCAUAAAAAAUUAAUUGCUAUUUAAUAUAAAUAUUUGUAGGCCUUAUCUCUGAGAGUAAUAUAAAAACAAAACAGAAUUUGAGUAACUUUAUUAACUUCGGAGAUAUUAUAGUAAAUAUAUCUAUGUGGGAAAGCCUCUAUUUAAUAUAACAAUUAAAAUCAAAAACUGAUAUUGCUUGGUCCCUGUGCUACUGUUGUAGGGUAGAUUGGAAUCAUCAAGUUAAUAUUUAUAUCUGUAUGCAGUGAUAAAUUUGUUAAUAAUGGUUGAUAAAUCAUUACUAAUAAAAAAAAAUUCUGAGCGAAAUUUAAAAUUUGGUUUUAACAUGCUUUAAAGUGUUGUAAUUUUCAUUGUUUCCAUCAACAUUUAAACAUUGCUUAUGAUUUACUUUUUGGUAAUAAGAUUGGGUAUAUAGGUUUUAUAACUGUCACUUAAGUGUGAUGAUUGGUAUGAAAUGUAUCCUAAUUUCUAAUUAUACAAUUUUUAAAAGUGCUCGAUAAAUUCUGGCAAUUUCAAAAAAAUUGAUUUAGGUUUUAAAUUUUAAAACUAAUAAACUAUAAAUCAUUAUUCAAAUAAUUUGUAAAUAAUUCUAAUUUGUACAUAAAGAUUAAAAAAAUAUAGUGUAUAGUCAAUGUUGAGGAAAUUACUUUAUUUGGUAAUUAAAUUAGUAACUAAUUUUCGAAAUUAUGACUUAUUUUGCAGUUACUUUUAUUUGUUCAAGUAACAUUACUUUUAAGUUAAAAAGUAAUUUCAUUACUAUAUAAUAGUUACUUUCUUUUUUCUUUCAAAAAUAUCUCUGCAAUAAUAACUUAAUAAUAAUAACUUGAAUAAGUCAUGGGACAAUACAUCAAUGAAGCAAUGAUAAUAAACAAUAUGUGAUUUUUUAUAAUAAAAUCAAAGAUUUGAAUCAUAGUAAAUAUUAAGUAUUUAAAGACCAAAGAAGACAAUAAUAGUUUAACAGAUACUUAUUUUUUAAAUAAAAAUUUAUUUUUAGAACUACAGUCACUAGCUAUUAAAUAAAUAUUACAAUAAGAGAAUUUUUUUUUUAUGAUAUAUUUACAUUAUAUUAUAAAUAUAUUUUAAAAAUGUAUAAAACAAAAAAAAAGACCAAAUAAUUUAGUAAUUAUACUACAAAGAAGUAACUUAGGAAACAUAUAAAUUACUUACAAUAAAAUUACCAUCAAAUUACUUACUAAGUAAUUUUGUUACUGUAACUUUUAACUGUUUAUAAUAAUUAAAAUUAAGUUUAUAAUAAUUAGCUUAAUGAACUCCCCAUAAAAAUGUUUAAACAUGUGUGCAAAAUUAUCAUAAAUAGAGUAGAAUAAAUGUUUUGUUGGUAAAUAGUGCCAAUUUUUAGAUAAACAUACAUUUUUUCUUAUUAUACAUAAUACAUAUCAUCCUAUGCCCAUAUUUUCAUUAGAGUAAAAAUUAUAUUUAUUUGAAUUAAUUAGUGCCUAGUUUUCACUAUUUUUAUUUUUAUUAUACAAAUUAUUUUAAUUUUAAUAUUAAUAUUAUAUGUUAUUUUAUAAUUUACCCAUACUGAAUACAUUACUUAAAACUAUAUAGUAAUCAGGCUACUAAUAAAAUCUACAACAGUACAUUUUUAUUACAUGAUAAUCAUUUUUUAUUGUUUUUAGUUUUGUCUUUAAUAUUUAGUAUAAUAUUCUGUGAUAUAGUAAAUAAGCUAAUAAGAUUUAUUACCUCAAAACUAAAUAUUUGAUAUGCUCUGAUGGCAAAUACUAAGUAUGUCAUCCUCUUAAUAUAGUUCAAUUUGUAUUAAAUCUACUGAAAGAAAAAGAAACAUUAUUCAUAUUCAAAAAAUAUAUUAAAUACAUAUAUUUUUUUAAAUAAAAAUUCUUUAACUUUCUUAAGGUUUCUUUAACUCUUUUAUGAUACUAUUUUAGAUGAUAUCUUUUCAUCAAAAUUUGACAUAAUACAGUUACAUCUAAUAAUAUUUAAGGCUUGGCUUUAUUUUAAAUGGCAUAGAUAAUAUUAAUGUUUAUUUUUGUAUACAAAAUAUUAAAAAAUAUAAUUUUUUUAUUUUUAGUUUUAUUAGUUUAAAAAAUGAUAUAUUAAAUUUUUCAUUUAGAAAAGUGGUGCUGACAACAGUAUUACUGGUAACAAUAGGGCUGGAAACAGUGGCACCAGUGACACAAAUGUAUGUACUUUUUUUAUUUAAAUUUAAAAUUAUAAAUAAUAUGUUUAUUUUAUUAUAUUUAGUUAAUUAAUUAAAAAAGAAGGCUAUAAUAAACUAUACAUAUCUGUGUUAUGGUGUUUGUCAGAAAAGUAGUUUGUGCGAAUAAUAGUGAAAUAAUAAAAAUAGUGAAAUUAAUUUUGUAAAUUAGUCUUAUGAUGUUUUAUAAGUACAGUAAAUUUACCCAAUCCUAAAUUUUUUAAAAAAAUGUAUAGAUAUAUGUAUGAUUUAUAUAUGAACACAGCAUAAUAUAAACUAAUGUACUCUACAUCAAAAGUCCCUAACAGAAAAUGGUACAACCCAUUUUUAAAAUUUAAAUUUUGGCCACCCACAAUAAUAUCAAUGGCCUUUUUUUUUGAUGUUUUGUAAAUGAGUUGCAAGUACAUUUUAAAGAGCAGUACAUUUUAAUAAGAAAUAUUUAUAGUUAUUUAUUUAGUUAUUAAAAAAAGUAUAUAUAUAUAUAUAUAUAUAUAUUAGUAAGUAUAUAAUUUUAAUGUAAAGGAUGUAAUUGUUUCCUAUUUCUGCAUUGAUAGCCUCUUCAACAUUUGUUAGCUUGAGGUGCAGUGAGUUUGACGCUAUCAAUUUGCUCUCUAAAUUGGUUUUGAUAGUAUCCAUUACCAAAAAUCCAACUUUACAAUUAUAUAAUGAAAUGAUUAGGAGUAGCGAAACUGUCAUCAUUUGUAUCUCAAAUAAUCGAUUCAUAGCACAAAAAAUUCUCGGGAGAUUCAUCCAGCUGAGAUAAGCCUUGAAUAUCUGUGAACUCGUUUUAUUGUAAUAAGAACUAUUUACUCAAAUUAACUUUUUCAGUUUAUCUUCUACUGAUUGAAAAUUUUUUCAAAUCUAUAUAACACUAUGUUAUUUGAAAGCAAUAACUUUGUAACUAAUUUUAAAUGUUUUUCAUCAAACACGACCUAAGUUUAGACCUACAGUUAGAAGGUCACAUAGGUACUUAAAUAAUUCACUAUCUUUUCAAUAACUUAAUUUGAUUGCAUCUAUUGAUAUGGUUUGUGUUAAUUCAUCGGAACACUCACAGAUAAUGAUUUAUGAUAGAACUGAAUUUAAACAUCGCCGAAAAGUAAUAGAAAUAUAGAAUUAUAGUAUUAUAGUAACACAUGUCUAAAAAAUUGUAUUAUUUAAAAAUAUAACGUGACCCAUAAAAAGUAUGGUUACAACCCACAGUUUGAGAACUUGCUUUAUAUAUUUUCCAAUCAUCCCAAACUUUUAACAACGGUGGCUUAUUAUUAUUUUUUUACUGUAUUUUAAUUUGCAUGAUAUUUAUAGUUUACUUAUAGUCAUAGGGUGGGUAUUAUUAUAUUGAUAAACAUCUGAUUAAAACCUAAAAUUUCUUAUUUUUUUAAUGUAAUAUUUAUAAUAUUUUAAUUUGUUUAACAUAGAUAGUAAUUACAUACAAAUAUACAUAAUAUAUGUUAUAAAUGUAAUUGUUAAUUUAUUUUUCUUUUUUUAGUCUGUGUAUACUGAAAAUAAAGAUCAGAACCUGCAGCAAAGGAACAAACCAAAAGAAUUGUUUAUCGGAAAGAGACCAACUGUCGCCAGACAUAUAAAUACUACUAAUAAUCAUAAUUAGUUUCAUCAAGUUUUAAGCUUGAUUAAUUAAUUUAUAAUUUAUUUAAAUUCAUCCAUCCAAUAACAAUGAUAUUUUCAAACAUCUGGU
Molecule: messenger RNA, 12844 nt
Organism: Cinara cedri
Lineage: Eukaryota; Metazoa; Arthropoda; Insecta; Hemiptera; Aphididae
Source: the annotation of a GenBank genome assembly